Messenger RNA from Centruroides sculpturatus (bark scorpion), 1017 nucleotides. RefSeq names its product single-stranded DNA-binding protein 3-like. The record is from RefSeq and is a predicted model, not a curated record. Gene Ontology annotation, molecular function: single-stranded DNA binding. The transcript is spliced from 15 exons. Gene Ontology annotation, biological process: positive regulation of transcription by RNA polymerase II. Gene Ontology annotation, cellular component: nucleus. NCBI's taxonomy places the organism in Eukaryota, Metazoa, Arthropoda, Arachnida, Scorpiones, Buthidae. Bases 1 to 1002 code for a protein of 333 amino acids.
AUGGUACCUGGUAAUUGCCUUUAUUUCUAUUACAGUGUGUUUUGGGACUUAUACUGUGCAGCACCCGAGAGAAGAGAUACGUGUGAACAUUCGAGCGAAGCCAAAGCGUUUCACGACUAUGGGUUCGUCAAUUCCGGGUAUUCUGUAAAUGGUAUUGCCCACAAUCCCACAGCACCGAGUCCUCUGGGACAGAUGCCACCCAGUGAAGGCAUGCCUGGAGGUCCCAUGCCACCUGCCGGCUUUUUUCCUAAUUCUCAUAUGAGGCCCUCCCCACCUCAACAACCAGUUUCACAGCCGUCCCCCCAUCCACAACCUCCACCCCCGCAUAAUCAGAUGAUGCAGAGUCAGCCAUUCAUGUCGCCGAGGUAUCCCGGAGGACCAAGGCCUGGAGUCCGAAUGCCUCAACAAGUAGAUUUCAAUCCCCCGGGCAGUGUACCUGGACAACCCAUGAUGCCCAACAGCUUGGAUCCGACGAGGCAAGGUGACGGAGGAGAAUUUGUCGGAUGGCAAGGACCUCCAGGAAUGGCUAUGAAUCCCAGAAUGAAUCCUCCCAGAGGCCAACCACUUGGUCCUAUGAAUCCUGCUAACUAUGGUGGAAUGAGGCCUCCUCACAAUAGCACACUAGGACCUGGAGGCCCAACCAUGCCUCCUAUGUCCAUGCCAGGUCCUGGUGGUCGACCAUGGCAGCCUAACACAACACAAAUCAGUUAUUCUUCAGCAUCUCCAGGAAGUCACUAUGGGGGUCCUCCUGUAUCGAGCACAGGACCACCUGGUCCAGGUACUCCUAUAAUGCCUAGCCCACAAGAUUCUGGAGGUUCUGGAGCGGACGGAAUGUAUACAAUGAUGAAACCUGUCCCAGGUGGAAGUUUAUCUGGGUUUCCAAUGGGUCCAGGCCCUGAAGGACCAAUGGGACCUAUGGGACCAGAAAUGGGUCCUCCAGUGAUGAAUGGAAUGUCUUCAGGUAAUUUAAAUGGAAGUUCUUUAGAUACUGAUUUAUAUUAAGAUAUUAGUUAACUU